AUGAGAAGGGAACAUGAUGUAGAGUUUGUCUUGCUGCCCGAGUUUGACGAUAGCGGCCUCCAGAGAUAUUUUCUGGCUCGGUGCCCGUCUCUUCCCCCUGCUAAAGCACCAAGCAUGAUCUUCCAAAAACAGCCUGACAAUGCUCCUGCUGUGAAUGAUGAUGAAAUUGAUGGGACUAGCGUAGGCAACGGAACGGCCAAGAUUGCGGUUGAAGAGACUGCCGAGGUGCAGCAGCAGCAGCGGUUGGGCCUGACGGAGCAGGUUGGAGCAGGCGAGGGCAUGGUGGUGCUGGUGGUGGCAGGCACGGCAGCAGGCUGCGCGGACCCCUUCAUUCAGCGCCUGGCGAGCAGCAUUGCUGCUAGAGGUCAUACCCCCGUGGUGCUCAAUUUGAGAGGCUGCGGUGGCAGCCCCGUUACAUCCCCACGCUUCUUCUCACCAGCUGACAGCGCGGACGUGGCACUGACAGCCAAUUUCCUCGCAGCUGCCUACCCGGAUUCCCUGCUAGUGGCCGUGGGAGUCGGCUUGGGGGGACAUGUGUUGCUGAGGCACCUGGGGGAAGCAGGGAGGGGGGAGAAGGGGGAAGAAGGGGGCCCGGGGGAAGCAGGGAGGGGGGAGAAACGGGGGCCGAAGAGGAGGAGGGGGAAGAGAAGGAGCGGAAAGGCAAGUGGGGAGCUGGUGGAUGGCUGGGGAGGGGCUGGGCCUGGGGGAGAGACUGGUGGUGGGGCUCAGGGGAGUUUCAGUGGUGGGUUGCUGAAGCAAGGCGAUGGGGUGUUGGAACAGGGCUCGGGGCACAGGGGUAUCGAAGCGGCUAUUGUGGUUGACUCGCCCUCCUGCUUGCAUCACCACCAUAGCCACCCCAACCAUCUCUGCCCUGACGAGGAGGAAGAAGUUUCCAGGAAGAUGGCCCAGGAUUACCAGCAUCUCCUGCGCACGCAUGAGAUGAUAUUUUCUGACGCGUGGGGCCCUCACGAGCCUUUCGACCUGUCAGCAGCGCUGGCAGCUUCGUCGCUCAGCCAAUGGGACGACGCCGUGUCACGCCGUGCCCUGGGCUGCGGGUCGAUCUCAGCGUUUUAUGCUGCAUGCUGUGCGUGUGGUGUGCUGGAGCACAUGUCCGUGCCCACUCUGUGCGUGCAAAGAGGGAGUGUAAUUGCAGGGAGCAGCACUGCAUGCGCCACUGCUGUUCCCUCCUCGUCCUCUUCCUCCUCUGAGCCUUCUGUCUGGCGGCCCUUCCUCACCAACUGCAACCUCUCUCUCUGUGUGUUCUCCAACACAAGAACUGUUUCGAACACUGCUGCUGCCGCCGCUGCUGCUACUGCUGAUGGUGAUUCUCCUAAUGGUCCCGUUGCUGCUGCUGCUGAUGGUGAUUCUCCUAAUGGUCCCGUUGCUGCUGCUGCUGAAGGGAUCAGUUCGUCUGUUCCUCUCUCUUCCACUCAUGCCUGGGCUCCUGAUUUCACCAACCGUGUGCUGCAAAUCGUGGAUGAGUGGUUACCAGCUGUCGAGAGUGCUCUGCUGCAGCAACGAUUGAAGGAGAUCAAGCAAGCGCGGGACAAGGUUAAACAGGGCAAGAGGAGGGCAUCUGCAUCAGGAAGCCGAGACUGGAGGCAUCACAGUGACAAGCAGCACACAGGGGAAGCGAGAGAGGGUUGGGGAGCGAGGAGUGCUGGAGAAGGAAAGGGGAACACAGGAGCAGGGAGUGGAGGGGAUGGAGAGGAAGAGAGGAGUGGGCAUGCAUUGGAGGUGCCUCCUGACGGCAAUGCUUUAAACUCUCCUUCUCCACCCACAUCACCAUUUUCACCUGACGAUACACCUGCUCAACCUGCCCCUCAACUUGCCCAACCUGCCCCUCCGCCUGUCCAAACAGCCCUUCAGCGUGCCCCUGAACCUACCCAACCUACUGCUGGGCCUGCUCAACCCUCCCCUCCGCUUGUUCAAGCUGCUUCUCCCUCCAUCCAACUUGCCCCUCAGCCUGUCCCUCCGCCUGCCCCUCGAUCCGCGCAGCCUGCUUCUCUGCCUGCCCAACCUGCUGCUCCGUCUGUCCAACCGGCCAGCGCAUCGAGCCAACCUGUCUCAACACCUGCGACUGGUGUUGGCAGUUCUGCUUCAGCAGCCUCGUUAGGUGCUCCUUCAGGUGCUGCUGGGCUUGCUCAACCUUCCCCUCUGCCUGCCCAACCUGCUGCUCCUUAUGGCCAACCGGCCAGCGCAUCGAGCCAACCUGUCUCAACAGGUGCUGCUUCAGUUGCCUCCUUAGGCGCUCCUUCAGGUCCUUCCUCGGGUGCUCCUUCAGGUCCUUCCUCAGAUGCUUCUUCAGGUGCUUCUUCAGGUGUUUCUUCAGGUACUGAGGUAUCAGGAAUUUCCCUGCCAUCACUAGCACAACUGCACAGGGGUAAUGUGAACUCAGUGGGGGCGAUGCAGGGGGGUGCUGCACACUUACCUACAGCAGCAGCGGCUGCAGAUGUUUCACCAGAAACAGCAGCGGCUAGAAGUGAGGCAGCAGCUGCAGCAUCAGCCGAAACAACAGCAGCAGCCGUAAAAUCAGAAGCAAGAGCGGUUGCAUCUUUAGCAGAGACAGCAGCAGAGAAAGGAGCUGCAGCAGUAGCAGCAGAACUGGCAGCAGCCGCAGCAACAGGAGCAGCAGAUGAAACAAACGCAGAGGCCGAGGCAGCAGCAGCAGCAGUGGCAGCAGCACCGUCGGUGGCACAGUGGGCGGAGGUGGCUCUGAACCUCGUGGAUGCAGCCAUGCCUGGUGCUGUGAGCAAGGGGGAGAGGGCGCAGCUCUUAGCAGCCAUAACGAGGGGGCAGAGCAUAGCAGAUGCGGUGCAGCAGGUGUUGCCACCAGAGCAGCACACAGCAGUGGCCACCACUCUCAGGCACUGCCUAGAGGCCGCUCAAAGCUCAGCUGCACUGGAAAGCACUCUCAAGCAGGCGGCUUCUCUCCUUCCCCAGGCACGUGCGAUUCUUGAGGCGCCUCAGAAAGAGCCACCUAAAAAAGAGGCGCCUCAAAGCGAGGCGCCUAAAGAAGAGGCGCCUCAAUUUCCGGUUCCUGCUGUGGAGCGGAGUGAGCAGGAGCAGCAGCAGCAGGAGGAGGAGCAGGAGGAGCGUGAGAAGGGGCAGUGGCAAGAGCAUGAGGAAAUGCAACACCAGACAGAGGAGAACGAGGCGCAGCAGCAAGAGAAGGAGCACCAGCGGCAGAACCAGGUGCUUGACGAGUUGUGGAGCGAAAUACCCGACCCCCCUCCUUCCCAAGUCUCCUCUCCAGCCUCCCCAGCCGCCCCCACACCCCCUACCGCGUCACAUCCCCCUGCCGCCUCCCCUCCCCCUGCCUACUCACCUCCCCCUGCCACCUCGUCCCCUCCUGCCACCUCGUCCCCCCCUGCCACCUCAUCCCCCCCUGCCACCUCAUCCCCCCCUGUCACCUCAUCCCCCCCUGCCACCUCGCCCCCCCCUGCCACCUCACCUCCCCCUGCCACCUCAUUUCCUCCUGCCAAGUCCCCUUCCCCAUCUCCUGUUCCACCCUCUCCUCCAUCUACCCCUCCCCCAUCGUCCAUCCCCCCACCUCCCAGCUCUGCAUCCGCCAUCAGCAGUCUCCCUGCUCCUCCUCUCACCUCCCCUAAUACCCCUGCCCCCAACCCCCCUCCCCCCACUCCCCCUCCCCCUACUUCUCCUUCCCCCAGCACUCCCGCCUCCACCUCCACUUCCCCUCAUCCCCCUUCAGGGGCUUCCCCCUCUUCCUCCCCUACUCUCCCCAACUCCCCUUCUGCUACCCCUCCGCCCUCCAGCCUCCCCCCAACCUCCCCUUCUCCCACUUCUGAUGCGCCCUCCCCCCCAACCCCUUCCCCAGAUCCCUCCCCCGCCUCCCCUCCUUCAGAAUCUCCACUUUCCCCCAACCCCCCUCCUUCUCCCCCCCCACCUGCAUCCUCCGCUCCUCUAUCUCUCAGUGGGCUGAAUUUGUCUGUAGCGGUGCAGGCGUUAUCUGGGGUAGAUGAUAACUCGCAGGUGGCGGUGGCGAGUGUGUUCGAUGCUGUGGGUGGGAUUUUAGCAGAGCUAAAGCAAGAAAAAGAGAAACGGGAGGAGGAGGAGGAAGAGAGGAAGGAGGAGGAAAAGAGGGAGGAGGAGGAAAAGAGAGAGGAGGAGGAAGAGAAGAGGGAAGAAAAGGAGAAAGAAGGUAAGGAGACAGGGGAAGAGAAGGGUAAAUUACGGGAUGAGGAGAGGGAGGUACGGCACGAGGCAAAGAAGGGGGAAAAGGAGGAGGGAAACAAGGAAUAUGGGCGACGGGCCUUCUCAACAGGCUCUCCCAUGGGUAAGAUGGUGGGCUCUGCUACAGCCAUGGCUGCUACAGCUCUGGCCAUGAAUGCUACAGGUGGGACACAUGGAACGGCAGCAGGGGCCGGAUCUGCAACGCCUUGGGUGGAGCAUGGUGGGAAGGUAGUGGCAGGAGGGGAGGGGGAGGUAGGGGACGCAAGAGGGGCUGGAGCAAUUGCAAGAGAAGGGGCAGCAAAAGCAGCAGCAGCAGCUGGAACAGCAGGUGGUCCAGCAGCGGAACUAAAGCAGGGAGCAAAGGAAGGAGGAAGAGGAAGUGCCGAGGGAGGAGGAGAGGGACGUGGGGAGGGGGGAGCAGCAGAGGGUGCAGGAGAGGGGAUCUUGGAAAUAGCAGAGAGGGCGAUAGAAGUGGCGUCCCCUGUGAUUCCCAGGAAGCAGGACGGACAGAUUGACCUCAAGAGGUUAUCCGAGAUGAUACAGCAGUGGGGAUCACAGGGGCGCAUGCUGAGGGUGGUGGGGAAGGCGGCUCUCUUUGCAGAGGGGCUGUACGGCGCCGUGGGGCUGUGCGAGCAGCUCAUUGCUCUCACCGACAUCCACAAACGGGCACUCACCACAAGGCUCCUCUUCUCACUCCUCCUCCUCAUCCUCCUCUGGUCGCCCAUCCUCAUCCCCCUCCUCCCCUCCCUCAUCACCACACUCACCUCCGCCUCGGCCAAUCCCGCAACGCCACCUGUCGUCACCACAGCCCUGCUGGCCGUGGGUCUGUACAUAGCCCUGCUGCUGCUGGUGCGCAUCUGGGGCAGGAGGGUGCGAAGAUACGAGCACCCGAUUGAGCAGUAUGGGUUGCGAGUGUUCGAGUCAACACAGGAGCUUGCAUGGUUGGCACAGGGUCUAAUGCUCGGUUCAUCCCUGCUGCUGCUGCUCCACGCCAUUCAACUCCAUCUGCGCCUCACCUCCCUCAACCUCCCCUUCGACACCCUCCCAAGCUUCCACCUUCCAUCCUUCCACCUUCCAUCCUUCCACCUUCCAUCCUUCCACCUCCCAAACCUUCACCUCCCAGCCUUCACCUUCCCAACCUUCCACCACCUUCCCAUCCUCCAUCUCCCAACUCUCGCCCUCAUCCCCUCACACCUUUCCUCCGCCUUGCACUCGCUCCUGCUUCUCCUGCACGAAGCCACCUCCUCCCUGCCUCACUGGCUGCCCCUACAUUUCCCUCCUCCCUCGACCUUCUCAGCUACCCAGUCCCUACAAGGCCCAAUCCUCGCUGCUUCCGGUCUAUCCCAGCCAUGCCAGGCCUCUUUCUCCUCUCCCUCUUCCUCUCCUUCCUCCGCCAUCGCUGCUGCCCCAGUCUCUCCCUCCCACCUCCCUUUGUCUCCCGUUCACAUCCCGUCCCGUCCCCCUUCCCCUCCCCCUCCUCCCACCUCCCACCUCCCACCUCCAGGUCUAUCCCAGCCAUGCCAGGACUCUUCCUCCUCUCCCUCAUCCUCUCCUUCCUCCGCCAUCGCUGCACCAGCAGCCUCUCCCUCCCCAUUGGCCUCCACACCAGCCUAG
Closterium sp. Naga37s-1 is the source of this 5808-nucleotide messenger RNA. The record is from the annotation of a GenBank genome assembly. NCBI's taxonomy places the organism in Eukaryota, Viridiplantae, Streptophyta, Zygnematophyceae, Desmidiales, Closteriaceae.